Molecule: messenger RNA, 927 nt
Organism: Truncatella angustata
Lineage: Eukaryota; Fungi; Ascomycota; Sordariomycetes; Amphisphaeriales; Sporocadaceae
Exons: 1
Coding region: 1-927 (308 amino acids)
Cellular component (GO): cytosol
Molecular function (GO): heme binding; peroxidase activity
Source: RefSeq, a predicted model, not a curated record
AUGCCUCCGCCGACGACAGAUGUUUCUCUGACAAGAUCAGCCACCUUCCUGGUCCUAACUAUUACCGACCAUCCGGAAUCUGCGCAAAAGGUCAGGUCGACGCUGGCUGGCCUAGGAGACCUCGCAAAAAACAUCGCUGCACGUGAUCCCGACGCCCGCUUUGCUUGUACUGUGGGCAUCGGCGCAUACGUAUGGGACAGAAUCAUACAAGCUCCUCGACCAGCCGAACUUCACCCGUUCCAAGCAAUCUCUGGAAGUAAGCAUGAAGCUGUCGCAAGUCCAGGGGACUUGCUUUUCCAUAUUCGCGCGGAACGCCGAGAUAUGUGUUUUGAAUUCGAGCGCCAACUUAUGGAUCGUUUAGGCUGCGCUGUUAUGCUGGUCGACGAGACUGUGGGAUUCCGCUAUUUCGAUUUACGAGAUCUUCUUGGCUUUGUCGAUGGCACUGCAAAUCCGGUUGGGCCCUAUGUGCCUCAGGCAAUAUUGGUUUCCGAAGAGGACAAGGCCGCAAAAGGCGGCACGUAUAUUGUGGUACAAAAGUAUGUGCACGAUCUGCAGAAAUGGCGGGCUAUGUCAACGGAGCUACAAGAGGCUGUCAUUGGCCGCACUAAGUUCGACAAUAUCGAGCUUGAAGAUGCCCCCGGUGGAAAGCAAAAGUCCCAUAAAGAACUGGCAACGAUUACAGACGCGGAUGGAAACGAACACGAAAUCUUUCGAGACAAUAUGCCUUUUGGAUCACCGGCUUCUGGACAGUAUGGGACCUACUUCAUUGGAUAUUCUCGCCAUCUUUGGGUCAUAGAGAAGAUGUUAGAACGAAUGUUUGUUGGAGAGCCGCCGGGUCUGCACGACCGCAUUCUGGAAUUUUCUAAGCCUUUGACGGGCACGACAUUUUUCGCGCCAGCAUCCAGCCUCCUUGAUACUCUAGAUUAG